Suillus clintonianus is the source of this 510-nucleotide messenger RNA. RefSeq lists its product as uncharacterized. The transcript is spliced from 2 exons. NCBI's taxonomy places the organism in Eukaryota, Fungi, Basidiomycota, Agaricomycetes, Boletales, Suillaceae. The record is from RefSeq and is a predicted model, not a curated record. The coding region runs from base 1 to 510 and encodes 169 amino acids.
AUGCCGUGCGGCGUGGAUAGCCCACAUCUACUUGGCCCAACGGCUUCAGAUUUGGUGAAGUAUGGGCAAAAGGAUACCAUACUUGCCGGCUUUCAUACAGACCUCAACUGCCUGACGAUCCACGGUCGUUCACGGUAUCCUGGACUCAACAUCUGGGCACGUAAUACUGGAAAGCGCAUCCCCGUUAGAUUCCCACCCACUGGACGUUACCUACUCGUGCAAGCAGGAAAGCAGAUCGAACAUCUGACCGGAGGCCUUAUCAAAGCUGGGUUCCAUGAAGUAGUCGUGAACGAGGCUACGCUAAAGGUUGUCGAGCGGCGUAAGGAGAGUCACGCUGACCGGCCGAAUAUUCGUAUAUCAUCAACAUUUUUCUGGCACCUCUCAUCUGAUUAUGAACUUGUUCCGAUCCCUAAGCUAUCUGAACGUGCAAAUGCGUUCAAUCCGAGUCAAACGGCCUAUCAGAGUACGGUUUAUGAACGGAUGAAGGUGGGACAACAGGUUCAGAAGUGA